Pelmatolapia mariae (spotted tilapia) is the source of this 3847-nucleotide messenger RNA. Its product is annotated as zinc finger protein 239-like. Gene Ontology annotation, molecular function: RNA polymerase II cis-regulatory region sequence-specific DNA binding; DNA-binding transcription factor activity, RNA polymerase II-specific. Gene Ontology annotation, biological process: regulation of transcription by RNA polymerase II. The transcript is spliced from 5 exons. The coding region runs from base 165 to 1937 and encodes 590 amino acids. The record is from RefSeq and is a predicted model, not a curated record. Lineage: Eukaryota; Metazoa; Chordata; Actinopteri; Cichliformes; Cichlidae.
CAGCCAGAGAGCCACGCCAGUUCUGUUAGCACAACAUUCGCUUACUUAGCCAUUAGCCUGCCAUUGCUGUUUAUGUUAAAAUGUGGCAGCUACAGCGAGCGAGCGUUACAAUGUAACGCUGUCCGACCACUUCUACAACUGGAGGGUCACAUCUUUAGCCCAGCAUGUGCUCCGUCGUUGGUUGUGAUUCGUGGCGACACAAUGUGCAGCGGUUCAGGCUACCAGAGGACCCGGAGAGGAGACUGGAGUGGGUCCUGUUUCUGUUCGAAGUCAACAAGCAGCGACUUAAAGAAUCGUCCUGGACUGAUAUCACUAUUUGCAGUGAACACUUCACAGAUGACUGCUUCGUGAGCUUGGCUCUGAGUGGCUCGGUGCAGCUGAAGCCCGGUGCUGUCCCCUCACUGUGGGUCAACACAGAGCCAGAGGAACCCGUGGAGAGCCCACAGGAUGAGGAACCUGUUACAACCACAGAUGCAGAUAGUCAAUGUGAUGACCUAGAAUUAUGUAAGAGCUCUACUUGUUCCCCUGAAAUAACAGAAUGCCCCUUGACAGAUGCUCUCACUCCUGAAACUCCAGACACAGAUUCGAACCAGGAAUUGCCUGCACUUCAGAACGACAAAUACAUGUCAGCGCUAAGAGACGACAGCGCCGGUGCUGCGACUUUGUCUGAGGCCGUCACUUUUAGCGAUGAAAAAAGCGAUCCUUCAGACGACGAAGAAGAAGGCAAUAGAGGUGGGAUGAGUUCAGAUGGGGACUGGAAUCCCACGGAGGAACUUUUGGUGGCUGACGAGCUCACAAAGGAGUCUGAGGAGGAAACUGAGGAUGAAGGCGAAGAGGAAGAUUUUGAAUCCCCGGGUGGCCUCGAAAUUAAUGAGCUGUGCACAGAGUGCGGACGUUUUUUCCUCAUCCUGAAGCCUCACACAUGCGAGCACAAAAUAAAACCCUACUCCUGCAAUAUCUGCGGGAAAAGGUGCGUUUCUGAGAUUGCUCUAAGAAAUCAUAGCAAAAUCCACGAUGAAACGUACGAGCAUCCUUGCAAGUAUUGCUAUGUCACCUUCAAAACCAGGGCGGACAAAUUUAGACACGAGCUGACCCACCAGGAUAAAAAAGAUCCCUUUAAAUGUCCCGACUGUCCAAAGACAUUCGCCACCAGUAAAGAACGCCGGAGCCACCUGGCAAAGCACAGAGUCUCGAGGGAGUUCAAAUGUGGAGUCUGUGGGAUUGAAUUCAAGGACAUACAUCAUCUCAGGAGGCACUCUGUUGUGCACACAGGGCUGAAACCGUACAAGUGUUCGGUGUGCCAGCGUGGCUUCAACCAGACGAGCCACCUGAAGUCCCACAUGCGCCUGCACACCGGGGAGCGGCCGUACAAGUGUCAGCUCUGUGACAAGUGCUUCAACCACAACGUGAGCUUGAAAAGUCACGUCCAGCGUUGCCACACGUCCAGCUCUGGACUUCAGCAGAUGGAUAAAAGGGCAAAUGAUGCUAAGGGGAACAAGAACAAGAGAGACGUGAACUCUGAGUAUGACAGUGUGAAAGUAAAACAGAAGGUUCAGAAGGAGAGAUCAAUGAAGCCGAAAAGUAAAAGGAGAAGCACGGGCAGGCCCAGAGGAAGGCCGAGGAGAAGAGCAGCAGGGGAAAUUAAAGGCCAGCGUUCAAAGGCAAAAACGCCAAAAUCAAAGGUGCAGAAGUUAAAGAAAACAGGCUCCGGUGAUGAGGAGAGCGAGGACAAGCAGUCAGGUAGUGAUUUAUCCUUUGACUCGACAGAAGAGGAGGAAGAAGAAGAAGAGGAGGAGGAGGAGACAUUGGGAAGGAGACCAAACGGUGACAGUGACUCUGAUUUUGACCCAGAAGUAGAAGCAAAGAAGAAGAGGUGCAGCAGCCAGAAGACUGUUAAGAAACGGAGAGAAAGAUCAAAGAAGGGCCUAGUGGUCUGAAGUCUGUGUUUUUGUUUUUUUGUUUGUUUGUUUUUUUAAUGCUGUAAAAACAGAAGGAUCACACUACACAGCCACUAUUGAUAUAAUUCAGUACAUGCAUUAAAUCGUUGCAUUAUAGGAAGUUCCACACUGUUGUUUGAUUUUCCGAAGCCUUUUUAUCUUGUUAACAGAUGUGGAGGUGAAUUGCAAACAGAUGGAAGCUGAUCGAACGUUAUGGUACUGCUUGCCUGAAGAAGAGCAAGUCAGUAUUUGUUUAGAAUCAAAAUGAAGCUAAUGUAAGAAUGAACUUCCAUUGUUUUUAUUUUUAUCACUACAUACAGUCAGUUUCCAGUCUCAUAUUAGCUCUGCCACAACAUGUGGUUUUUAUUUUAUUAGAAAACCUUAUUUUAUUUCAUCUUUAAAUAUGAUAUAAGUUUACAUUUUGAAAAUGUAACAGAAAAUGCAGAAAACUCAAAAGCUUAAUCUGAGAGUCUACAGGAUGUUAAAUGUUAAAGUUCAUGACAGUACGAUUAGAAAAAAGACUGAAAAAGUAUGGGUUGUUUGGAAGGGAUGCAAGCAGAAAGCAUCUGAAUAAACAGCACGACUUCUGAAGCAAACAAGACCAAAGUGGAGAUGUUUGUCCAUAAUGCACAGCAUCAUGUUUGGUGAACCCCAAACACAGCACAUCAGCUCAAACACCCCAUACAAACUGUCAGUCACAGUAGUGGAGGCUGAUGAUUUGGGUUUGUUUUAGAGCUGGGCAGAUCAAUCUAAAUAUCGAUAGUAUUGACAUCAACAUUGGUACUGGAUCGAGACUAGCAUGAUGGUAUUGGUACUUUGUUUCUAUCCCCUAAGUUCAUUGCGUUGUGAAAAAUGUCUGAACCUUUAUGUGAUAAUUGAGAUUUAAACAACAGAAGUUGACCCAAGUUUCAUCAUUCAUGAAAAGCUGAAUGGUUUGUUUGCUGUAUUAACUAAUUAUCAUGGAAAGUAGAAAUCACAGUGAUUCAGUGUUCAUUAAAAUGUGUUCAGAAUUUGCAAAUUGAUGAUAAUUCAUCUCAAAAAUCAUGACACUCCUCUACACAAGCUGCCUUUUAUAAGUUCGGUAUCAGUAUCGGUAUCUGCAGUACUGGCCCUGUAGUUACCUCGUAUCAGAUCAUAGCAAAAUCUGCAGUAUUGCACAGCACUAGUUUGUUUUGCAACCACAGAAGCUGGACACCUUGCAGUCAUUGACGACUAUUAACUUCUCUGCAUACCAGAUAUUCUAGAGUCAAAUGUGAGGCCAUCUGUCCAGCAGAUAAAGGUCAAUGAUACUGGGUCAUGAAACAGGACAACUAUCCCAAACACAGCAACAAAUCUACAGCAAUAUGGCUGUACCCAAAAAAUUUUUUUAAAAAAUGAAUUGCGGUGUUGCAAUGGCCCAGUCAAAGUCCAGAUCUCAACCUGAUUAAAGUGCUGACCUUAGAGAGCUGUGCAUAAAUGAAGGCAAGAAGAAGAGAAGCAGCACUUAAGGAAGAAUGUGCCAAAAUUCCUCCACAAUAAUGUGUUUGUGAUCGAUAAACUCAUACAGACAACAGUUACUUCAAAUUGUUGCUGAUAAAGGCGGUUCUACAAGCUACUGAAUCAUGAAGUAGACUUAGUUUGUCACAGCAAUGAAAACGUCUGUAUGUAAACUCUGAUGAAGUGAUAAAGAAUAUUUUAAAAGAAAUACCAGUGGCUUUUUAUUUUUAAGUUUAUUAGCUACAAAUGAUGAUGAUUUAUUCAUUAUGAUAAACUUUUUUGAUUUGACCAUUAUGCCUAGGAAAACUAGGACUAUGGGUUUGUAAAAGUAAGUAAAAGUCUUUGCUUGUUUGUUGAAGCACCACUGAGAAACUAAAUAUACUAAAUAUAAAUCUAAAAAUAUAGGUGUCCAGCUACAGUUUUGAAAGUCUGCA